GCCCUGUUUGCAUCUGCCUCAAUGUCACAGAUGUUGUGGUAGUACUCUAAUGGAUUGUCAGCUGCUUGGAGAAGUACAUCAAAAAACAAUUCUGCACUGGAAUUACAGAGACUUUGACAAAUUUCCUGAUGAACUUCACUGUGCAGAAUGUAUAACAGAUCUGUAUUUAAAAGAGAAUCAUAUCACUACAUUGCCCACUUGGAUAGGUUCACUGAAGCAGCUAACUGGUUUAUACCUGUUUCAAAAUAAGCUGAACUUUCUACCACAUGAAAUAGGUGAUUUGUGCAAUUUGACUGUUCUUGAUGUUGCGCACAACUUCCUGUCUGUGUUGCCAGAAAGUCUUUGCAAAUUAAGAAACCUCCAAGAAUUGUCUCUCUCCAGGAAUAGACUUGUAUAUUUGCCUAAAGAUUUAGGUCAACUCACCUCUCUUCGCUGCCUUCUUGUUGAUGGAAACCACUUAUCACAUUUGCCUAAUAGUAUUGGGCAACUGUCACAACUACAGUGCUUAAAUGUGUCCAGUAAUUUUCUGAAGUGGCUUCCAAUGGUAACACUUCCUGCUGGAUGUGAACUGGAUGUCAGCAAUAAUACGACUCUCACAUUUUUGCCUGCAGAGAUGCUGACUCUUCUCCCAAGGAUAAAAUUGGAUGGGUGCUGCCAGGAAUGGCGCUAUGUGCUGAAAGGACCAAGACUCCUAAUACAGCAGCAAAACAGCAGCUUUGCAAGUAUGAGCUUGCCACUGCCCGCUCCAAUGCUGGGCUGCUGUCGAUGCCAGUGUUCCCAUCCACAGGCUCCACCACUCCAGGAAAUUUGCCUUAGGAAACUACACAGCGUGUUCACAGAUGUGGAGGGUUCCAGACUCUCAGAGCCUGCAGCCUUAUGUGCCCACUGUGGUGUCCCUGUUUAUCUAGUUGGAGCAGCACGAAUCUGGCUGUGCAGUGACGUGGAGCCUUUGCUGGUGAUGGAGCUUCACUGUAGUGUAUACUGUGCACGCUCAUGCAGCACAAUAUUAACCCCAGAACUUAAUUUUCAAUGCUGUACUUACACAGGAUAUCCUAAAAAUUGUGACUGCUUUUCAAGAAACAUCAUACAACACUUUUAAAAUGAAUACAGUGGUGAUACAUUUGGUGUUGUGCACAGGAAUUUCACAGAUAAAUAAAGUCAU
Schistocerca serialis cubense is the source of this 1162-nucleotide messenger RNA. RefSeq names its product leucine-rich repeat-containing protein 1-like. Bases 50 to 1099 code for a protein of 349 amino acids. The transcript is spliced from 5 exons. NCBI's taxonomy places the organism in Eukaryota, Metazoa, Arthropoda, Insecta, Orthoptera, Acrididae. The record is from RefSeq and is a predicted model, not a curated record. Gene Ontology annotation, molecular function: protein binding.